Manihot esculenta (cassava) is the source of this 935-nucleotide messenger RNA. RefSeq names its product ubiquitin-conjugating enzyme E2 28-like. NCBI's taxonomy places the organism in Eukaryota, Viridiplantae, Streptophyta, Magnoliopsida, Malpighiales, Euphorbiaceae. Gene Ontology annotation, molecular function: ubiquitin conjugating enzyme activity. The transcript is spliced from 5 exons. Bases 330 to 689 code for a protein of 119 amino acids. Gene Ontology annotation, cellular component: nucleus. The record is from RefSeq and is a predicted model, not a curated record. Gene Ontology annotation, biological process: protein polyubiquitination.
CUCUCUGCGUACCUCUUUAUCUCGACGGUUUCGUCAAGUUUGUUCUAAAUUCUAUCUCAAUCAGAGACCAGUCUCGAGGUUUGCUCAUGGCUUCUAAGCGGAUCUUGAAGGAGCUCAAGGAUCUCCAGAACGAUCCUCCUACCUCUUGCAGUGCUGUUCGUUUUUAUAGGAACUUGGUGAAUAAUCUUGUAACAUUUAGGAUUCUCUUCUUUCCCGUAUUUUUUGUGGCUGCUGCUCAUUUGGAAGCUUCGCCUUUGAAGAGUGCAUUUGAUGUCUCACAUUGAGCAUCCCAUGGACUAUAGAAACGAUCUGGCCCUGUAGCUGAAGACAUGUUUCACUGGCAAGCGACAAUACUGGGUCCUCCUGACAGUCCUUAUGCGGGGGGUGUAUUUUUAGUCACUAUUCAUUUUCCUCCUGACUAUCCAUUCAAGCCACCAAAGGUUGCAUUCAGGACAAAGGUUUUUCAUCCAAAUAUCAACAGUAAUGGCAGCAUUUGCCUCGACAUUCUAAAGGAGCAGUGGAGCCCUGCCCUGACAAUAUCUAAGGUAUUGCUCUCUAUACGUUCCCUGUUGACGGAUCCAAACCCAGAUGAUCCUUUGGUGCCAGAAAUUGCUCAUAUGUACAAGACAGACAGGGCCAAGUACGAAGCAACUGCUAGGAGCUGGACUCAGAAAUAUGCCAUGGGCUAGUGCUCUGCGUUUGAGAGAUUUUAGGAUAUCAAACAUUGUUAAUGUACAAAUGAUGUGAUCCGAUUUGCUCUAGCUACGAACAAGUUCAGAAUAGAUUUUUACCGUUCACCCCAUGAAAACAAGAGGUUUCUAAUAUAUCGGUAUCAUGGUAUGGAAGAUGAUGCUGAAUUGUGAAAGAUUUUUAGUUGUUGAAUAUUACCAUUUGUUUAUUUAUAAUCUUUAUCCUAGAAGAUUUAAAUGUGUGCA